Molecule: messenger RNA, 1434 nt
Organism: Saccostrea echinata
Lineage: Eukaryota; Metazoa; Mollusca; Bivalvia; Ostreida; Ostreidae
Product: exodeoxyribonuclease-like
Exons: 10
Coding region: 162-1214 (350 amino acids)
Biological process (GO): base-excision repair
Cellular component (GO): nucleus
Molecular function (GO): DNA-(apurinic or apyrimidinic site) endonuclease activity; phosphoric diester hydrolase activity; endonuclease activity
Source: RefSeq, a predicted model, not a curated record
CUGGCGGGAAAAGAGAAAGAACGUUCGAAUUUUCUCAUAUGUAAAAACUGGCUCAGAAGUUUGUGUUUCAUCCCAUCCUUUGGAGCCGUGUUGUGUUAUCUAGCAUUGUUGAUUGUGCUCUGUUUGAAACAGAUCAGUGUGUUUUAAGGUUCUCUGAUAAAAUGCCACCCAAAAGAAAGGCAAAGAAGGCCAGUGAAAAGACGCCUGCCACAGAAGAUUCUGGAGCGGGAGACACAGCCACUGAAGAAAAGCCUUCACCAAGCAAGAAACAGAAAAUAGAGGCAGAUGGAGAUUCAGGAAAGAAAGGUCCAGCAAAAAAAGGAAAGAAAGCCCCCAUCCGUAAGGAGGAUACAAUUGAACCCUUACCAGAGGGGACUGACACCUCAUUUCCCACUGAGGUCAACCCCGAUGCCAAGACAAAGGACGGGAGGAAAUUUUCACUGAAGAUUGCCUCAUGGAAUCUUAAUGGCAUUAGGGCCUGGUAUGAUAAAGACAAGAUGUCGUACAUUAAGACUGAAUCCCCCGACAUUCUGUGUGUCCAGGAAACCAAAUGUCAGGAGGAUCAGUUACCUCCCGGGGUCAUUGACAAGAAUUACCACAUUUACUGGUCCCCCGCGGAGAAAGCUGGGUACGCAGGGACGGGACUGUACAGCAAAAAGAAACCGAUUAAAGUCACAUAUGGGAUAGGUGUUGCCAAGCAUGAUGACGAGGGUCGAGUAAUUACAGCUGAAUACGAAGAUUUCUUCAUGGUCAAUGCUUAUGUGCCAAAUUCUGGUAAAGGGCUGGUGCGACUGAAGUACAGAACCGAGGAAUGGGACGGUGCCUUUACUGAUUACCUGAAGAAACUGGACGCCAAGAAACCUGUGAUCAUGUGUGGGGACCUUAAUGUGGCCCACACCCCUGUUGAUCUAAAGAAUCCUGCUACCAACAGAAACAAGACCCCUGGUUACACGGACCAGGAGAGGGAGGGCUUCACCAAGCUCUUGGGGGAGGGUUUUGUGGACUCCUUCCGUGCCUUGUACCCUAACGCCAGGGACUGCUGGUCAUUCUGGACAUACAUGAUGAAUGCCCGAGCCAAGAACAUUGGAUGGCGAUUGGACUACUUUGUGAUCUCCGAGCGACUCCAGAAAGACCUGUGUGACAGUGUUAUCCAACAGAAAGUUAUGGGUAGUGACCACUGUCCAAUCAUGUUACUGAUGGCAGGGCUAAAGUAGGAGAAGCCACAGGGCUCCAGUAAUAGAAUACUUAGAUACGGAUCAUUGAUGUAGGACAAGAUUUCUUUUGACUUACAAUCUUGUGAAUGAAACGAACCAGAUAUAGAUCUGUGUUGAUGAUCUGUAAAAUAUGGAUUAGUGUCUUUGUCUAUCAUAGAUCUGCUUUUACACUUUGAAACUCUUUGAGUAUCCUACUGUGGGAUUAGAAACAACACUUCUU